AUGCGCACCCAGAUCCCACCAACAAUGAAGCAGUGGGUUACAGACUACACUGGAAUCGACACACUGAAGCAAGAGGAGGCUCCAGUGCCCAAGCCUGGUGCAGGCGAGGUCCUUGUGAGGAUCAGUGCCGUGUCAUUGAACUUUCGAGACGUUGAAGUCUGCAUGGGAGACUACGAUCACCACGACUCACUACCACCGCCACCCAACGUCGUGCCUUGCUCUGACUUUCUCAACAUUUCUGGAAGGAGACCGGGUAAUGGCAAUAUUCAACCUAACGCAUCUGACGGGUCAGAUCACCGAAGAGCAUCUGCCUUCGGGGCUUGGUCUGCCCCUUCCAGCGUACUCAGCGAGUAUGCGACAUUCCCGCUCUAUGGUCUUGUGAAGGCGCCAGCGAAUCUCAGUGAUGAAGAAGGAAGCACACUACCCAUCGCCGCGGCGACUGCUUGGAUGGCGAUCAAUUGGAUGCAACCUAUUGGUCAACCCUUGCGGGGUGCGGAGCAUAUCGUGCUGUUGCAGGGUACGGGAGGGGUUUCGACUGCAGGCCUUCAGUUGGCGCAUGCUUUGGGUCUGAAAACCAUUGUGACGUCCUCGUCAGGGGACAAGCUGAAGAAGGCAAAGGAACUUGGGGCAGACUACCUCGUCAAUUAUCGCGAAAAAACCGAGUGGCAGGAGGAAGUGAUGAAGUUGACGGACGGCAAAGGCGUAGAUGUCAUUUUCGAGCAGGGAGGUCCAGCGACUCUGGCCAAGAGCUUUGGGUGUGUCAGAUGGGGAGGCUUGAUCUCGUGCAUUGGUUAUCUCAGUGGUAAGCAGGAUGUCGGCGACAAAAUUGUGAAUACCAAUGUGCUGGCGUUGAGGAGGAAUGUCACGCUGAAAGGGAUCUGGAACGGUCCCAAAGACAGGCUCGAAGAGGCGGUCGCAGUCUAUGACAAGCACCGCAUCAAGCCUGUCAUCGACAAGACGUUCGCAUUCAAUGAAGCGAGGGAGGCAUUCAAGUAUGUUGCUGCAGGUAGUCACUUUGGUAAGGUCAUCGUCAAAGUGUGA
Molecule: messenger RNA, 1041 nt
Organism: Cyphellophora attinorum
Lineage: Eukaryota; Fungi; Ascomycota; Eurotiomycetes; Chaetothyriales; Cyphellophoraceae
Product: Zinc-type alcohol dehydrogenase-like protein
Exons: 3
Coding region: 1-1041 (346 amino acids)
Molecular function (GO): oxidoreductase activity
Source: RefSeq, a predicted model, not a curated record